AUGUCAACUCUUCGCUCCCAAUCAGAAUCCGGGGGCGAGUCAUUGCUGGUUGACGGCCAGAAUGUACUCAACGCUCUCAGGCAACAUGAUGAGGAUCUGUACAACCUGUUCACUAAUUCAAAGCAUACCCGCUUCCGUGCUGAUGAUGGAACGUUCGUGCCACGGGCCAUGGUCGACAAAGAGACGGGAAUCUUUCGUUUCCGGUUCGAUGACGGCAUCCAGAUGUCGGCAUCUAUGGUUGUUGGCUUCGCCAAGCUGCAGGGUAUCAUCUAUCAGCAUGCCUAUUUUGUGUCCCUGCGACCCGGUCAGGGUUAUGUGCUAGAUAACCACCGGUACCUGCAUGGGCGAGCCUCCUUCACUGGUUCACGGGAGUUGUUGCGAGUCCUUGUCAGGCCCUUCUCCCCACCUGGUGAGAAGGUAAUUUUGUUUGACAUCGACGGCACACUCUGUCGGUCAGAGGCACUCAGCAUUGAUGCAUAUUAUUCCUGUGUGAGUGACAUCGUGGGAAAGGACAUCAAUCAUGCAAAUACCCCGGUCAACUUGCACGGACGAACCGAUCUUGGCCUACUGCACGACAUCCUGGAUUAUCACCAAGUAGCCAGGAAGGAUCGGGUAGUAGAGGAAUUCCUCAAACUCCACCCACAGUAUCUGGAGCGUUCUUUGUCCAAGGGUCUUCCAUCGGUGAUAUGCCCCGGCGCACAGGAAAUGCUCAGCUGGUUGAUUGGAGAGAAUGAGAGCUCCAGGCAACCGAAGUUCCAGUUGGGCCUGAUCACUGGCAAUUCUCGUCCAAACGCCUUGCUGAAACUCCGUGGGGCGGGAAUUGACACCAGUAUAUUCGACCUUGACAUCUCUUCAUUUGGGGACAGCCACCAUAAUCGACUAUCAUUGUUUCAAGAUUCCCUCUCCAAAUUACAGGUCCGCUUUGGCUCUCAUAUACGCGCAAAAGAUGUUCUAGUUGUUGGAGACACGCCCCUCGAUGUGGAAUGUGCGAAGCAAGCUGGUUGCUCAGUCGUGGCCGUUGCGACAGGGAACUAUAAGAUGGAGGAGCUGGCUUCGCUGAAGCCUAAUUUCUGCUGCAGUCAGCUGACUGAAACAAAGGAAUACCUUCUGCAGGCGGCCUUUUAG
This is a messenger RNA of Aspergillus luchuensis, 1125 nucleotides long. RefSeq lists its product as uncharacterized. Gene Ontology annotation, molecular function: oxidoreductase activity. The transcript has a single exon. The record is from RefSeq and is a predicted model, not a curated record. NCBI's taxonomy places the organism in Eukaryota, Fungi, Ascomycota, Eurotiomycetes, Eurotiales, Aspergillaceae. The coding region runs from base 1 to 1125 and encodes 374 amino acids.